AUGACGACUAACUUAGCAGAUCUGCAAAAUGAGAUUUACUCUUACGAUUUAUGGCGUCAGCAAUCAAUUACAUCUGCAAAAAGCUAUGCAACAAGCUCUAGUGAAAAAGAAAGUCUUAAAUCCUACGACUCUAGCGAAAAGGAUCCCUAUUUCCUUGUUCGUUCUCCUGCAUAUUUUGAUUCUUAUGACACGAAUUAUUUGUCUCAGUUAUUGGAUGAUCUUUCCAUAAUUGAUGAAGUAUACCAGGCCUUCAACGACGAAACAGAUACUGGGCCUUAUGAGACGCAAUUUGUGAAUGCAGCAAAGAACGUGGCACAAAAACAAUUUAUCAUUCAACAAAUGUGUCUCACCGAAGAUAAAUAUAUCAUCGAUUUAGAGAACUUUCUAUUUUAUUAUCUCGAACCUAUAGAGCAUUGGAUCUGCGAAUCAUCACAAAACCACGAUAUUUUCCACAAGUAUUCAGAUGUUUGCUCCAAGCAGUCCCUCAUUGAUCAGUUUGAAAUAACAAAAGACAUCACAAAGGCACAAGAAGUAUUUUACCGCGGAUCAAAAGAGAGGCUUGAAAUGUGGGGCCCAACGCAGUUUAUUUCUGAUAUUUUUGCAGAAUUUUACGACAAAUUGUCUGCCUAUAGACGAUAUGUCGACAAUUUCCCUAGUGUAAUAUUAACUUUAGAUAUUUUAUAUAAAAGAUCUACAUCUUUUUGUAAAAUGAUAGAUGAAUGCGCGUCAAAAACUCAAUCAACCAAUCUGAAGGACUUCUUCACCUACCUUAAACUUCCUAUGCAAAAGUUCUCUCAAUACGAACCGUAUAUAAACCAACUUGUUCAAGCAACAGAAGCUGCGCAUCCAGAUUACAGAUCUUUAGUGAAGAUACAGGAAAAAUAUACCGAGAUCGUGAAGCAGAUGGAACAAGCUAUCGCAGAUAGAAUAAGUCAUCUUCGUGUUCUAGAAGUAUCUCGGUUCAUCCACGAUGUUCCUAUUCAUGUGUCACCUACGCGUCGAUUGUAUAUUUCUGGCCUGCUCACGAAAGUGGAUCAGUCAAAUCCACAUUCUUUAACAGACACAAGAACUUAUUUUUUAUACAGUGAUGCUCUCAUUUAUUGUCAAAAGAUCAAAGUAACCAGUCAUCAGGAUGCAAUUACGACAACUUCUCCAACAAAAUUGCAUUAUAAAGGGUCGAUUCGUUUGAAAAAGGCAGAGAUAAUGCCACUAUCACCUAAGACUGUAGCAAAGAUAACCUCAGAGGUUAAGAAGCCAUUCGCAUUCAGGAUACGCAAAGCAUCAUUAGAGACAAAACCAACAUCAGAGCAACGACAAAAUAGUAUUGCUGCAACCACACCAACAGUAUAUGGAUUUGAAAUUUGCACUUGUGAAUAUUUUGUAGAAGGCGGUGGUGCAGGCUUGUGGAGCGACAACACUAUUGCCCUUCACCACAAUGGUAGUGGGAGCACUAAGCGAGUAUAUACAAUGAGAACACGAACUGAAGCAGAGCAAAACGCAUGGAUUGGCUUAUUAAGGAGAACUAUAAACAAUCUCAGCAUCAAAAAAUAG
Mycotypha africana is the source of this 1551-nucleotide messenger RNA. Its product is annotated as rho guanine nucleotide exchange factor. Lineage: Eukaryota; Fungi; Mucoromycota; Mucoromycetes; Mucorales; Mycotyphaceae. Gene Ontology annotation, molecular function: guanyl-nucleotide exchange factor activity. The record is from RefSeq and is a predicted model, not a curated record. Bases 1 to 1551 code for a protein of 516 amino acids. The transcript is spliced from 6 exons.